GGCCCGAAAUAUGACGUCGCCGCCGCUGCCACCACUACUUCCACUGCUCCGUCGUCAGCGCCUUCUGUCUCGUCUAACGGCCUGCUCGCUCUAUCUUUCAGCGACGCUCCUCCUCGCUGCUGUUGUUGUAGAAGGUUCCAACACUCCAGGCUUAGAAGAUGCUCAUUCUUCACCCAAGACGCAGCAGGAUAUCUACGACGCAGCGCAAGACAUGUGGGCAAAGGCACUGGCACUGAACACGUUGGCACCCGAAUACCAGGGCCAGAACAACACAGAGGUUACAGCCCAGGUGGGAGGGGAAGCUACCUUUAGCUGCUAUACCUAUCACCUGUCUGACGAUAUGGUCACCUGGCUGAAGCGUGAGGACGAUCAACUACUCACAGUGGGUCAGCAAGUGUACGUUGCCGAGAAACGAUUUUCCGCCGUCCACUCAGACCACACAGAGGCUUGGGAACUAUGGGUGAAGGACGUUCAGCUGGAGGACGCGGGCCAGUACGAGUGCCAGCUAACCACACACCCUCCAGUCUCGUUCUUCUUCACUCUCACCGUAACACAGGCCGAGGCUGUCAUCAGUGGUCCCGGCGUGGUCCACAUCGAGGAAGGGUCCCACUUGGCCUUCGAGUGCCACGUCCGCUAUGCCCCAGUCCCCCCCGUGUACAUCUUCUGGUAUCAUAACGGUACCAUGGUUAACUAUGGUACUCAGAGGGCUUUACAGCACCACAACUACACAAGCAGUCUUAAGGUGGCCCGCGUGACAGCCUCAGAUGCCGGAACCUACACAUGUGAGCCCCACCUGGCCACGCCUGCCAAUGUCACUGUGCAUGUGGUGACAGGGAAGACUCCGGCCGCAAUGCAGCACGGCAGAAACCAGGAGGACGGGGUGAACGGGGCCGCCCACGCCCAACCCCGCCCCUGCGGCUUCUUCCUGACCUUCCGGGCCUGGGCGUGCGUGCUAGCCGCCCUCUGCGCCCUCCUGGCUGCCCCGGGAGGCGCCCUGCCCUCCGUGUAGAGCCUGCCCUCA
Molecule: messenger RNA, 1021 nt
Organism: Penaeus indicus
Lineage: Eukaryota; Metazoa; Arthropoda; Malacostraca; Decapoda; Penaeidae
Product: limbic system-associated membrane protein-like
Exons: 7
Coding region: 11-1009 (332 amino acids)
Biological process (GO): synapse organization
Cellular component (GO): neuron projection membrane
Source: RefSeq, a predicted model, not a curated record